Molecule: messenger RNA, 14886 nt
Organism: Rotaria sp. Silwood2
Lineage: Eukaryota; Metazoa; Rotifera; Eurotatoria; Philodinida; Philodinidae
Source: the annotation of a GenBank genome assembly
AUGGCAGCUAGUGCCCCUCGGUUUACUAAACCGCCAGCUAUUCGACAAUCACCCGAUGAUCCUACACGUCUCUAUUUCGAAUGUCAAGUUCAAGGAACGCCCAAGCCCGAUGUAACUUGGUUUCAAAAUGAUAAGAAACUCUUAACAACAUCAACUAAACAUAAACAAACAUUUAAUACUGCAACUGGAAAUAAUUACGAUGUUGUACUUGAAAUAACUGAUCUUGGUCCUAAUGAUGCUGGAACAUAUAAAAUUAUCGUUAAAAAUAAAGCUGGAGAAGUAACAGCUAAUGUUAAUCUUAAUUUUUCAAAUGAAGAUGAAUCUAAUGCAGCUCCAGCUGAAAAUUCGGCUGAAGGUACUGCACCAACAUUUAUUCAAAAACCAAUUAUUAAACAAGAAAAUGAUGGCAAGCGUUUAAUAUUUGAAUGUAAAAUUGCUGCCGAUCCUAAACCAGAUUUAUUUUGGUCACGGGAUGAUGUUCCAAUAAAUGAUUCAGGUCGUUAUUUAAUCUAUUGUGAUCCAUUACCGAACAAUUUAUAUGUUGCCUGUCUUGAAAUCGAUGAUGUUAAUGCAACUGAUGCUGGAAAAUAUAAAAUUUCAGCAAAGAAUAAAUUAGGAGAAAGCAAUGCACAUAUUCAAUUAAAUCUUGAUAAUCAAGAACAAAGUAGUGGUGUUGGUCGACCAUCAUUUACUGUAGCACCACAAGUACGAAUUUUUGAAGAAUCAAUACUUUUAGAAGGUCUAUGUACAGCAGAUCCAGUACCGAGUUUUACAUGGACACUUGAUGGAAAAGCUAUUAGUGCUGGAACAAAAUAUAGACAAGGAAUCUUAUCUGAAGGAAAUUCACAUAGAAUUUUUCUUGAAAUAUUACAAUUAAAUAAAAAAGAUACUGGUAUAUAUAAAUUGACAGCUAAAAAUGUCAAAGGUGAUGGUUCAGCUACUAUACAAUUAAAUAUUGAAGGAAUUGAUUUCAAAUUACCAGAGGGUCUUGCACCAUCGUUUCUUAAUAAGCCAUCAAUUAAACAAGAUGCUAAAACAGCUACGAUCCAAUUUGAUAUUGCCGCUGAUCCAAGUCCAUCAUUACAUUGGUUGAAAGAUGGAAAAGAAUUACUUAAUGUUGAUAAAAUUAUUGCACGUAUGACUCGAGCAGGAGGAAAUAAAUAUACCAUUUCACUUGAUAUUAAGAAUUUAGCUCAAACUGAUAGUGGUGUUUAUAAAUGUACCUUAUCAAAUGAACUUGGUACAGCUGUAGCUAAUAUUGUCAUUAAAGUUACUGGCGAUAAAGCUACUUUGGAGCAAUUAGAUAGAAUAGCUCCAGCAUUUGAAAAACCAAAAAUAGUGAAAGAUGCAAAACAAAAAUCAAUUAAAAUGGAAUGUCGUUGUCAAGGAAAACAAGAACCUAAAAUAACAUGGAAAAAAGAUAAAACCGAAAUAAAAGAUACAGCUAAUAAAUAUAAAAUCACUAAAACAAAAGAAGCUAAUGAUACAUAUAUAUUUAUUCUUGAAAUAUUAAAUGUUGCUGUAACUGAUACGGGUAUUUAUAAAAUCUUAGCUAAAAAUGAUGCUGGUGAUUCUCAAGCAUUACUUAAUUUAACAGUUGAUGCUGAAGCUGAACCACCGAAAGAUGAAGAAGAGAAAAAACCUAAACCAAAAGAAGUAAAUAGUAAUAAAAUGACAGCACCUGCUUUUACUGAUAAACCAAAGGAUAUCGUAGCUACGGAUGGUGAUAAAGUAUUAAUUCAAUGUAAAGUAACUGGUACACCAAAACCUGAAAUUACAUGGUUCUUUAAUAAAAAAGAAGUUAAACCAUCAGCUGAUUAUGUACAAGAAUAUGAUGGUACAACAGCUAAAUUAACAAUUCCUGAUGGUUAUGUUGAUGACAGUGGUGAUUGGAUGUGUGAAGCAUGGAAUGAAACUGGUGAAGCAACACAAAAUGUUCGUGUAACAAUUAAAGAAAAACGUGGUAAAGCAAAACGUGUAAGAAAACCACAACCAAAAACAGCUCCUAAGAAAGAUGAAGAACCAAGUAAAAAAGAUCAACGAAAACAAGCACUUGAACAACAAAAAGUUCAAGAAACUGCACCAGUAGUAGAAACUCCAGCACCAGUAGAAACUGCACCUACCAUAGAAACUCCACCCACUAAAGAAACUCCACCCACCAUAGAAACUCCACCUACAAUCGAAACACCACCUACAACUAAUGCUGAAGAAGAUGAUCGUCGUGUACCUGCGAUUCAAACUAAUGAAGCUGGAUAUGAAGAAGAAGGUCCACGUCGUGCUAAAACAACUGAUAAACCAGUUGAUAAACCUAAACGUGUAUCACAAUCAAAACUUGAUGUUAUAUCAGAAAAUUCAUCAAGUAUAUCAAAACCACGUGAACGUAAAAUACGUGGUCCACUUGAGCCACAUACAGAACCACUUGCACCUAUUUUUAUUGAAAAACCAGAAAAUACUAGUGCAAAAGAAGGACAAUCAACAUUUGUUGAAGUUGUUGUUGAUGGAAAUCCAUUUCCUAAAGUAACAUGGUAUAAAGGAAAAGUUGAAGUAGUUCAAGGUGUUAAGUUUACAACAGAAAUUGAUUCAACAACAGGUAUUGCUACAUUAUCUAUUGCAAAAUGUCGUGAAAAAGAUGAAUCACCAUAUGGUGUUACAAUAAAUAAUGAGCAUGGUGAAGCUCAUGCUGAAUUUCAUCUUUAUGUGAAAGCGGCGAAAGGUGAUGCAGCAGAUUUUCGUGAGAUAUUGAAACAUCGUGAUAAACAAAAGAAAAAAAUUGAAGAAGAAGAACGAGAACAAAUAAAUUUAAAACACGUUUCACCACAAAUUCGUACUGAUCAACCAGAAGAGACGGGUGCUGAUGAUAAUGGAACUGGUUCACGUCGUUCAAGUACAAUGGAUGAUCGAAGACCAUCACUUCGUCGUGUUGAUCAAGAAAGUUUACUUAAAGUUAGACGAGAUUCUAAAACACGUCGACCAUCAUUAGCUGAUGUUAUACCUGAUUGGCCUGCUUUACAUAAAGUUAAACGACCAGAGAAGGAAAAAGAAUCAUUUAUUGAACCAUUACAAGAUCUUAAAUGUAAAGAAGAAGAUGGAGAAAUUACAUUUCAAUGUACGUUUUGUAAAUCUAGUUCACGUCUACGAUGGCUUAAAAACAAAGUUGAAAUUUUUCAUGGUUUAAAAUAUCAUUUUGAUACAAAUGGAGCUAAACAAACAUUAACUAUUUAUAAAUUACAUCCUGAUGAUUCAGGAAAAUAUUUUUGUCGUGUAAAUGAUGUUGAAACUUCUGCAUGGCUUGAAGUUACACCUGCUAAACCAUUAUAUGAUUUUUAUAAAGAAUUACCAGCUAAAAUGGAAGUAUUUCGAACAAAACAAACUAUACUUGAAUGUCACGUUAAUGAUCCAAAUGCACCUGUUAAAUGGUUUAAAAAUGGAGUUCUUAUUGAUCUUGAAAAAGAUAAACGUAUCAAAUAUCAUCAAGAUAUGACACGAUGUAUAUUUCGAAUAUUUAAAACAACUAAAUCUGAUGAAGGUGAAUAUACAUGUCAAAUUGAUGAUGAUCGAGGUGUUAAAACUUCUGGUUAUCUUUAUGUCGAAGAACCACAAUGGCGUUUUGAAACAAAAUUACCUCUAACAUUAGAAGGUGAUGAAAAUGAUAAAAUUGAACUUGAAUGUAGUGUACAAGAUGAAGAUGCUGAAUGUGAUUGGUUUUUUGCUGGUGAUAAAAUUUUACCUAAUACAAAUCCUGAUAAAUAUGAAAUUAUAUCAUAUGGCAAAGUUCGAAAAUUAGUUGUUAAAAAAUUAAAUCCGAAUAAUGAUAAAGGAAAAUAUGAAUGUAAAACUGGUGUUAUGUCAACAGCAUGUGAAGUGGGUGUUCGACCUGCACUUCGUAUUGAACGAGGAUUAAAAGAUGUUGAUACAGUUGAAGAAGAAGAUAUUACAUUAGAAGUUGUCUUAUCAAAACCAGAUUCACGAGGAAAAUGGAUGAAAGAUGGAAAAAUUCUUUAUCCUGAUCAAAAAACGGUUAUGGUUAAUGAAGGUAAUAUUUGUCGAUUGAAAUUAAAAAGUGUUGGUCUUAAAGAUACUGGUGAAAUAUCGUUUCAAUGUGGUGAUGUUAGAGAUAGUUGCAGAAUUGUUGUUAAAGAAUGUGACAAACCACCACGUAUUGAUAUAUCACGAGUUCCAAAAUCUGUUACUGUUAAAGCUGGUCGACCACUUGAACUUGAAAUUCCUUAUGAUGCUUUUCCAGCACCUGCUAUGGUUUGGACAAAAGAUGGAAAAACAGUUCAAUCUAGUGAUGAUUCUCCAUGUCAAACAGCUAUAGAUUCAAAGAAAUGCAAAUUAAAUAUUGAAAAGACAAAACGAGGUGAUACAGGCAAAUAUGAAUUAACAUUAAGAAAUGCUAAAGGCGAAGUUAAAGUUCCAAUUGAUGUUACUGUUAUUGAUCGACCUGGUAAACCUGAAGGUCCAAUGAAAGUAACCGAUGUAACCAAAGAAACUUGUGUUGUUUCUUGGAAACCUCCAUUGGAUAAUGGUGGAUGUACUAUUGACAGAUAUGAAAUCGAAAAACAAGAUGUUGGACGUGGUGGUUGGGUACCAGCUGGUGAAGUUAAUGGUGAUACAACAUCAUUACGUGUAACUAAAUUAGUAGCAGGAAAAGAAUAUCUAUUUCGUGUACGUGCUAUUAAUAAAGAAGGUGAAAGUGAACCAUUAGAAACAGCUGCUGCAACAUUAGCUAAAAAUCCAUUUGAUGAACCAACAGCACCUGGUCAACCCGAUAUAUUCGAUUGGGAUCAAAAUCACGUUGAUCUUCAAUGGAAAACUCCGGACAGUGAUGGUGGUGCACCCAUUGAAAGAUAUGUUAUUGAACGUCGAGAAAAAGGACGUGAUCAAUGGCAAAAAGGUGCUGAAAUUGAUGGUAAUCAAAAUAAAGGUGCUUGUAGUGGUUUAUCUGAAGGAAAAGAAUAUGAAUUUCGUGUUGUUGCUCUCAAUAAAGCUGGUCCAUCCGAACCUAGUGAACCAUCAAAAGCAAUCAUUGCUAAACCACGUUUCUUAAAACCACGUAUCAAUAAAGUUGGUCUUAAAUCAAUUACAGUUAAACAAGGUCAAACAAUAACAUUAGAAGCUCCAUAUGCAGCUGAACCAUUACCAACAAUGACUUGGCAACGAGAAUCAACUGAACUUAAACCAGAUGAUCGUACACAAAUGACACAAACCGAUAAAUUAGCUAAACUUGUUAUUACAAAAUCUGUUCGAGCCGAUACUGGUCGAUACUUAAUACGUUUAGUUAAUGAUUCAGGAAGUGAAACAGCUGAUUGUGAAGUUAUUGUUCUUGGUCCACCAUCGAAACCACGUGGUCCAUUAGAAGUUAAAGGUGUUACAAAAUCAAGUGUAACACUUGCUUGGUCACCACCAAAAGACAAUGGUGGAAAAGAUAUUACAAAUUAUAUUGUCGAAAAACGAGAUAAAAAAAGUGGUGAUUGGGUACGUUGUAAUGAUUCUGUUGAUGGUACAGAAGUAACAAUAACAAAAUUAAAAGAAGGACAUGAAUAUGAAUUUCGUGUUAUGGCUGAAAAUGCUAAUGGUGUUUCAGAACCAUUAAUAACUGAUAAAGGUGUUCUUGUUAAAAAUCCAUUUACUGAACCCGGUCAACCAGGUACACCUGAAUGUGUAUCACGUGAUCGUGAACAUAUUGAAGUUAAAUGGACACCACCAAGAAAUGAUGGUGGUAAUCCAGUUAAAGGUUAUAUUGUUGAACGAAGAGAGAAAGCUGGCAAACGACGAGAAUGGACGAAAAUUAAUCGUAGUGAUCUUCAUAAAGAUACGAAUUUUGUCGAUGAAAAUGUUACAGCCAAUAAAGAAUAUGAAUAUCGUGUUUCAGCUGUUAAUGAAGCUGGUCCAGGUGAACCAAGUGAAUCAUCUGGUAGUAUUCCUGCUAAACCUGAAAAAGAAAAACCAUCAUUUGAUUUAAGUGGAUUAUUUGGUCCACUUGGUAAAAAAGAAAUACGUAUUAAAGCUGGUGAACCAUUAACUAUUGAUUUACCAAUUAAUGGAUCACCUACACCAACAAUAACUUGGACAAAAGAUAGUGAAUCUGUUCAAGUAACACGAGAUACACAACUUGAAAGUGAUGAUGUUCAUGCUAAAUUACAUAAACCAUCAUCAAAACGUACUGAUACAGGAAAAUAUAAAGUUCAAUUGAAAAAUGAUUCGGGUGAAGAUGAAUGUGAUAUUGAUGUUAUUGUAUUAGAUAAACCAGGUAUACCAGAAGGUCCAUUAGAAACAACUGAAACAACGAAAGAUAGUGUUUCACUUCAAUGGAAACCACCUAAAGAUAAUGGUGGUGCUGAUGUAACAGGUUAUAUUAUUGAAAAAUGUCCGGAAAAUUCUGAUAAAUGGGAAAAAGUUCCGGGUGUAUUUUCACAACCAAAAGGAACUAUUAAAGAUUUAGAAACAAACAAAAAAUUUAAAUUUCGUGUUAAAGCUGAAAAUAUUUAUGGUGUUGGUGAACCAUUAGAAACAACAUCACUUAUAACUGUUAAACCACCAUAUGAUGCACCUGAUGCACCUGAAACACCUGAAAUCACUGAAUAUAAUUCAACAUAUAUGAAACUUAAAUGGGAAAAACCGAAAAAAGAUGGUGGAAAUCCAAUUAUUGGUUAUAAUGUUGAAAUGCGUCCAAAAGGUAGUAACAAUUGGGUACCAUGCAAUAGUGUACCAACAAAAGGUACUGAAUAUAUGGCAAGUGGUUUACGUGAAGGACAAGUAUAUGAAUUUCGUGUUGCUGCUGUUAAUGGUGCUGGACCAGGAACACCAUCAAAACCAACACGAGCACAAAAAGCUGAAGUACCUAUAUAUGCAGCUGAUGCACCUGAUCAACCAAAAGUUGAAAAAACAACAAAAGAUUCUGUAACACUUUCAUGGAAAAAACCAGUUAAUGAUGGUGGAAGUCGUAUAACUGGUUAUGUUAUUGAAAAACGUACACCGGAUAGUCGUGAUUGGGUUGAUGUUGUUGAAUUACCAGGUCGUGAUCAUUCAUAUACAAUUCCAAAUUUAAAAGAAGGUGAUGAAGUUUCAUUUCGUAUUCGUGCUGUUAAUGCAGUUGGUCCUAGUGAACCAAGUCAACCAACAGAUGCAAUUAUUGUUCAAGAUCAACCAGAUAAACCAUCAUUUCUUGAUCUACAUGGUAUUAAAGAUAUAACAGUUCGAGCAGGUAAAGAUUUUGAAGUACAUAUACCAUAUAAAGCUACACCAAAAGCACAAGCACAAUGGUUAGUUAAUGAUCAAGAAUUAGUUAAUGAUGAUCGUGUUAAUAUUAAAACACUUGAAAAUGUUGCAACAUUACUUAAUCGUAAAUCUGAACGAGGAGAUUCGGGUAUAUAUAAAUUAGUAUUAAAAAAUACGGAAGGUGCUAGUCAAAUUCAAUUUCGUGUUAAUGUUCUUUCACCACCAACAAAACCAGAAGGUCCACUUGAAGCAACUAAUGUUACUGCUGAAGGAUGUACAUUAAGCUGGAAACCACCGAAAGAUGAUGGUGGUAGUGAUAUAAAACACUAUGUUGUCGAACGUCGUGAACCUGGAACAGAUAAAUGGGUCAAAGUUGGUCCAUCUGUAACAGGCACAACAUAUGAUGUUAAAGGUUUAGAAGAUGGCAAAAAUUAUGAAUUUCGUGUAGCUGCUGAAAAUGAUAAUGGUCUUUCAGAACCAUUAGUUAUUGAUACACCAGUUAAAGCUAAAUGGCCAUUUAAAACACCUGAAGCACCAGGUACACCUGAAUGUAUUGGUCAUACAAGUGAUUCAAUAACAUUACAAUGGACACGACCACAAAAUGAUGGUGGAAAUCCAAUACGUGGUUAUGCUAUUGAAAAGAAAGAAAAAGGAACUGAUCGAUGGAUACCUGUUAAUCGUGAACCAAUACCAAGUGUUGAAUAUACAGUACCAGGUCUUGUUGAUGGAAAAGAAUAUGAAUUUCGUGUUGCUGCUGUUAAUAGAGCUGGUCCAGGAGAUUUUGCUAAAACUGAUGGAUUUAUUCAAGCACGUCCACCUGAUGUAGCACCACAUGCUAUUGGGUUUAGUACAUUUAAUCCAAGAGAAAUAAUUGUACGUGCUGGUGAAGAUCUUAAAAUUUCUGUACCAUUUGUUGGUUCACCAGCACCAGAAGUUACAUUUACUAAACAAGGUGAUGAAAUAAAACCUGAUGAAAAUAUUCGUAUAACUGUUAAAGAUGGUGUUGCUGAAUUAUUUGUACCUAAAGUAAAAGGUACUGAUACUGGUCUUUAUACAUGUACAUUAAAAAAUUCUCUUGGACAAGAAACUGUACCAAUGAAAGUUAUUGUUGUUGAUAAACCAGAUACACCAGAAGGACCAUUAGCAAUUUCUGACGUACGACCAGAUUCAUGUGUCUUAACAUGGAAACCACCUAAAAAUGAUGGUGGUUCACCAAUAAGUAAUUAUAUUAUCGAAAAACUUGAUACGAAAAAAGGUGAUUGGCAAAAAGUAUCAAGUUUCUGUCGUGUACCAUUUUAUGAAGUAACUGGAUUAAAUGAAGGUUCAGAAUAUAAAUUUCGUGUAUCGGCUGAAAAUAUUUAUGGACAAAGUACACCAUUAGAAUGUGAAAAACCAAUUAUUGCCAAACAUCCAUUUAAUGCACCACAAGGUCCAUCAAAUGUUGAUGUUGCUAAUCAAACUGAAACUUCUGUAACAUUAAAAUGGGAUAAACCAAAAAAUGAUGGUGGUUCAAAAAUAACAGCUUAUCAAAUUGAAAUAAAAAGACCUGAUAGUGAUGUAUGGGAAAUUGCAAAUGAUUAUCCAAUUAAAGGAAAUGAUUUUACUAUUGAUAAUCUUCAAACUGGUAAAAAAUAUGAAUUUCGUGUUAAAGCUAAAAAUGCUGCCGGAUGGGGAGAUUAUACUGUACUUGAUCAUGCAAUUACACUUAAACCUGAUUGUGUUGCACCUUCAUCGCCGGGUAUGCCUGAAGUGAAAAAAGUUGGUAAAAAUUAUAUUGAAUUAGCUUGGACACCACCAACAACUGAUGGUGGUUCAAAAAUAGUUGGUUAUAUUGUUGAAAAGAAACCUAUUGGAACUGAACAAUGGACAAAAGCUGCACCAUAUAUGGUACUUGAUGAUAAUGUUAUGAUAAAUGACUUACCAGAAAAUGGUGAAUUUGAAUUUCGUGUUAAAGCAGUUAAUAAAGCAGGUGAAGGUGAACCAAGUUCAACAACUGGUCGUGUUAAAAUAACUGAAUAUCCAAAUGGACGAGCACCAACAUUUGUUAAAAAAAUAACUGAUACAAGUGCACCAUUGAAUGGUGAAGCAACAUUUACAGUUGAAUUUGAUGGUAGUCCUAUGCCUGAACCUAAAUGGUUUCGUAAUGGUUUAGAAUUAGCAUCAGGUGGCCGUUAUCGUAUUAGUACAAAACCAAAUGAACCAAAAUCAACAUUAACAUUUACUGAAGCUUGGGAUAGUGAUAAUAAUUCUAAGAUUGUAUGUGAAAUUGUUAAUCCACUUGGAAAAGAUACUUGUGAAGCUGUUUUAAUUGUUAAAACACCACCAAAACUUCCUCGUGAACCAGAAGAUCAACGUGUUCCAUUGGGUGAAACAUUAAAAAUUAAAAUACCCAUUAAUGGCAAAGGUCCAUUUACAUUUAAAAUAAAAAAAGAUGAUGAACCAUUAGCUGAUAGUGAUCGAGUACGUGUUCAAGAAUUUGAUGAUUUUAUUGUUGUUACAAUACCUGAUAUUGAACGUGAUGAUGCUGGAAAAUAUUUAAUUAAUGUUGCUAAUGAAUCAGGUUCAUGUAAUGUACCAUUAAAAGUUAAAGUUAUUGCACCACCACUACCUCCAACUGGUCCACUUGAAGUAUCAAAUGUAUCAAAAGAUCGUGCAACACUUUCAUGGAAACCACCGAAAGAUGAUGGUGGAAGUCGAGUAACAGGUUAUAUUGUUGAACGACGUGAUACAUCAAAAGGUUCUGAUGCUUGGAUACCUGUUACACAAGCAUGUAAAGAAACAACAUUUACUGUUCCAUCAUUACUUGAUGGACAUGAAUAUGAAUUUCGUGUUAUGGCUAUUAAUGAAAAUGGUGUUAGUGAACCAUUACGUACAUCAUCACCAGUUGUUGCUAAACUUCCAUUUAAACAACCGGGUGCACCAGGACAACCACAAAUUAAUGAAAUAACAAAUAGUAGUAUAGCACUUACUUGGGAUAAACCAAGUUCAGAUGGAGGUGGCCCAGUAACUGGUUAUUAUAUUGAAAAACGUGAAGAAAAUACUGAUAAAUGGAUUCCAGUAAAUAUGUCACCAUGUCAAUCAACACAUUUAACCGUUCCAUCAUUACUUGAAGAUCAUGUUUAUGAAUUUCGUGUUAUUGCUGAAAAUGAAGCUGGAAAAGGAACACCAUCUGAACCAUCGAAAUCAACAAAAGUUAAAGAUCCAAAUACAUCAACUUCACCAGAAUUUCUUAAAAAAUUAAGAGAUACUGAAGGUAAUGAAGGUAAAACAAUUCGUUUAGAAGCUGAAGUUAUUGGAACACCAAAACCAGAUAUUGAAUGGUACAAAGGUACUAAAGAAUUAUCUGAUGGUCCUAAAUACAGUAUUAAACGUGAAGGCGAUACAUGUACAUUGGUUAUAAAUAAUGUCACACCCGAUGAUGUUGAUGAAUAUAGUAUUAAAGCACGAAAUAAAGGUGGUUCAAGAAUGUGCCGUUGUAAUGUAAACGUUCGAUCACCACCAAGAUUUCGUUUACCACCAAAAUAUCAAGAUGUACUUAAUUAUGAUAAAGGUGAACCAAUUGUUAUUAAAAUACCUUAUACUGGAAGUCCAUUACCAAAUGUAACAUUAACAAAAGAUGGACAAGAUCUAACAAAAGAUAAAAAUGUAUCAAUUGAUGUUAGUGAUCGUGCUAUUACAUUAACUAUUCGAAAUACAGAUAAAAAUACUACUGGACCAUAUACAAUAAAAUUAGAUAAUAAUUUAGGUGAAGAUGAAGCUACAUUACGUAUUCAUGUAUCAGAUGUACCUGGUGCUCCACGUGAUGUAAAAGUUGAUUCAGUUAUGGAUGAUUCAGUUGCAUUAUCAUGGCAUGCACCAGAAGAUGAUGGUGGUAGUUAUAUAACACAUUAUCUUGUUGAAAAACUUGAUCCUGAUACGGGCAAAUGGGUUAAAGCAGCAACAAGUCGAUUUCCACGUUGUACUGUUGAAAAUUUAAUACCAAAUAAACAAUAUCAAUUUCGUAUUUUUGCUGAAAAUGUUUUUGGUGCUGGCGAACCAUCAGAACCAACAAAACCUGUUCAAACUACUGAAUCGGAUGAAAAUCGUAGACGACGUUUAGGCAAAGAUGAUGAUUUAUCACGACGACGAAAUAAAGAUUUACCUAAAUUGGAUAAUUAUGAUCGAUGCUUCUGGGAUAUUUGGGAUAAAGGCCGACAACCACAACGAGCUACACUUAAACAUGGAAGUAUCUAUGAUUAUUAUGAUAUUCUUGAAGAAAUUGGACGUGGUGCAUUUGGUGUUGUUCAUCGUUGUAUUGAAAAAGCUACCGGAAAAACUUAUGCAGCUAAAUUUAUUCCAACAUUAACACCAGCUGAUAAAGCAACAGUUCGUAGUGAAAUUGAAGUUAUGUCAGAAUUAAAUCAUCCAAAAUUACUUCAUUUACAUGAUGCAUUUGAAGAAGAUGUUGAAAUGGCUAUGGUUACUGAAUUUGUUGCUGGUGGUGAAUUAUUUGAUCGUAUUGCUGAUCCAAAUUAUAAAAUGACAGAAGCUGAAGCUAUUAAAUAUAUGAGACAAAUAUGUCAAGGUCUUCAACAUAUGCAUGAAAAUAAUAUUGUUCAUUUAGAUUUAAAACCGGAAAAUAUUAUGUGUGAAACAAAAACAAGUACAAAUGUCAAAAUUUGUGAUUUUGGUUUAGCAACAAAACUUGAUCCAAAUGAAGUUGUUAAAGUUAGUGCAGCUACAGUUGAAUUUGCUGCACCUGAAAUUGUUGAACAUGAUGCUGUUGGAUUUUAUACAGAUAUGUGGGCUGCCGGUGUUCUUACAUAUGUUAUUUUAAGUGGUUUAUCACCAUUUGGUGGUCAAGAUGAUAAUGAAACAAUGGAUAAUAUACGUAAAUGUAAUCUACGUUUUCCAAAUGAAGUAUUUGGCGGUAUUUCUGAAGAAGGAAAAGAUUUUAUGCAAAAACUUUUAUUAAAAAAUCGAAAUGCUCGAAUGACAAUUCAUGAAGCCUUAGAUCAUCCAUGGUUACGUGAAGAUCGUCCUGAACUUGAUUCACGUAUACCAUCAAGUAGAUUUGAUGAUAUUCGUCGACGUAUUCGAGAACGAUAUGCUGGAUAUCCAGAUCCUAUUAUUGGUCUCGGCCGUAUGGCUCAUUGGAGUUCACUUAGAAAGAAUAGAGCACAAGAAUACAAUAUUUAUAGUAGCUUCUGGGAUCGCCGGGAAGCUGCCCCACGCUUUAUCAUCCGUCCUCAUAAUGCUCAUGUUUUAGAAGGUAAUAAUGCUGAAUUUGAUUGUCGUAUUAUUGCUGUCUCACCACCUGUUGUCUCUUGGUUCCGUGAUAAUGUUGAACUUCGUCAAUCAACAAAACAUCUUAAGAAAUACGAUAGAAAUAAUUAUAAACUUGAAGUUAAACGAUGUAUACCAGAUGAUAAAGGCGAAUAUGUUGUACGAGCAUCAAAUAGUUAUGGUGACAAAGAAUAUGCAGUCUUCUUGACAGUUGAACCUUUACCUGUAACAACCAUUAUUGAAUAUCAUGAAGUUAGUUAUUCACGACAUUUAACAUAUAAUGAAAUUGAUUUAUGGCAAGAACCUGAUUCUAAACCUGUAUUUUCAUUUAAUCUUCGACCACGUCUUAUUCAAGAAGGCAUUGGAUGUAAAUUAAUUUGUUGUGUUAAUGGUAAACCUAUACCAAAAGUACAAUGGUUUAAAGAACGUACACAAAUAAGCGAUGCAGAUUCUCAUUAUGUAACAUCGCAUGUACAUGGUGUAUGUACAUUAGAAAUUUCAUCAUGUGAAACAUCUGAUACUGCAAUGUAUCGUUGUUCUGCAGAAAAUCCAUUAGGCACUGAUGAAACAUCUUGCCUAUUGUAUGUCGAAGAAGUACGUCGAACACGACGAGCUCAUUCAACUCGUCCAGGAGAUGGUGAUACACAAGGACAUGUAGGUCGAACACGUUCACCAUCACCUUUACGUACAUCAGGCAGAGAUGAAAGCUGGCGCAAUAAAUUAGGUGCCGGUGAAAAACCUGCUCAACGUGAAGCACUCGACGUUGAAAAACCAAAACGUAAAGAACGUCGAGACCCACCAAAAUUUAUUGAUCAACUUGUUGAUAUUACUCUAUUCGAGGGUGCAAUAGCGAAAUUACGCUGUGAAGUCAAGGGUAAACCAACACCAAGAAUAAAAUGGUUAAAGAAUGGCAAGCCCUUGGCUACUGAAUCUCGAAUUGAACAUACAUACGAAGAUGAUAUAGCAACAUUAGUUAUUAAAAAAUUAAAUUUAGAAGAUAACGGAGAAUAUACUUGUCGAGCUAACAAUGAAGAAGGCUCGGAGUCAUCAAGUGCACAAAUUACUGUUAAAGCUCAUGUACGAACUGAAGAUGAAGAUGUUUAUACUGCAUCAAUGGCUCAAGAAGAGCAAGUUGCUGUUCAAGCUGAACCACAAGCAGCAAGUGUCGAUACUACUGCUUCGGUAACUGAAGUUGCUAGUGACACAGCUGCUAAAGUUGAAGAAAAACUUUCAUCAGAAGCUGUUGCUCCAGCACCUGAAACAACAAGUGUUUCAACAGAACCAACACCAGCUGAACCUGCAGCACCUGCUCCAGUAGCUGAACCAGUUCCUGCUGCUGAACCAGUACCAGAACCAACACCAGCACCAACACCAGCACCUGAACCUGAACCUGCUAAACCAGCUGCUGGUAAAACUACACCAGGUAAAAAACCAGCUGCUGAACCUGAAAAGAAACCAGUUGGAGCUGCUGCUUUGAAAAAACCAGAACCAGCUAAGAAACCGGAAGAAAAGAAAGAACCGGCUAAAAAACCUGAAGAAAAGAAAGAACCAGCUAAAAAAGUUGAAGAAAAGAAAGAACCAGCUAAAAAAGUUGAAGAGAAGAAAGAACCAGCAAAAAAGGUUGCUGAUGAUAAAACAAAAAAACCAGCUGCAGAUGAGAAGAAAAAGGCAGAAGAAAAACCGACAGCUGCUGCUCCUCCUGCUGUUGAAGAAGUAGCACCACCAGCUGAAGCCGACAAGAAAAAAGACGAGGUUGAAGUAAAGAAAAAAGAAGAAGAAGAAACACAAGAAAAACCAGCCGAAUCAAAAUUGAAAUUCGUUAAAUAUAUUAAAUCACAAAAUUUAAUGGAAGGUGAUUCACUUACGCUUGAAUGUGCUUGCAAUGGAACUGACGAUGACCUUGAAUUAUUAUGGCUACGAAAUAAUAAAGAAAUCCCUGAAAACCCAGAUUUUCGUCGUGAACGAACAGGAAAUACAUUUAAAUUAGUUGUUGCUGAAGUAUUUCCCGAAGAUUCAGGUGUAUUUUCAGCUCUAUUAAAAAAUAAAUCAACAAAUGAUCAACUACUUGCUUGUUGUUCAGUCAUUAUUCAAGCUCGAGAUGAAGAUCCACUUGAUCCUAACUUUGUUCAAUUUCCACAAAGUGCUACUUUAGAAGAAGGCGGUAAAGCUAAAUUUAAUUGUAAACUUUCCGGAUCAACACCAAUGACUGCUGAAUGGAAUUUUAAUGGUAAACCAUUGGAUCGUGAAUCAAGUCGAUUUGUAUUUACUAAUGGUGAAAAAGAAUUUUCACUUGAAAUUCCUGUUGUUUUGGCAACAGAUCAAGGUCAAUAUCAUGUCACUGUUUCAAAUGACAAAGGAGAAAUAACAGCUGCAUAUAGUUUACAUGCUGAACAAGCAUGA